AUGUCGCCACAAAAGAGGCUCGACGCUGUCCGUGAGAAGCGAUUGUGCUUUAACUGUCUGCAGUUCAGGAACCACACGGCAAAGAUGUGCAAGUUCCCAGCUAGGUGUGGUGUCAACAACUGCACUGGUAAACAUUCUAAGUUGCUGCACGCAGCAUUGUCAGCAGCUAGAGACAAGGUAUCAUAUUCGCAGAGCUCUGAUACCGUAGAACGUAGACAAGAUCGUGAAGAGGCUCAGGUGAAACAGGUGAAAGGUAUAGGCAGAGGUUUGUGCAAGGCUUUGGCUGAUUGUGGAGCACAUGUCAUAGCACUGAGCAAAAGUGUGGAGAACCUGCAUUCUCUGAAGCAGGAGAUACCUGGAAUAGAAAUAGUAGUUGCUGAUCUGGGAGACAGAGCACAGACGAGAAAGGCUAUAGAAGGCAUUUUGCCAAUUCAUCUCUUGGUAAAUAAUGCUGGAAUAUCGAAGCUGGCUCCAUUCCUUGAGGUACUACCAGAAGACUUUGACAGUGUAAUAGAUAUCAACCUACGAGCAGUUUUUGAUGUAUCACAAGUCGUCGCUAGAGACAUGGUGGCGAGGAAAAUGGGUGGAGCGAUUGUCAAUGUGUCAAGCAUGGCUUCGCAACGCGCGCUUCUCAACCACACUGCUUACUGCUCCAGCAAAGCUGGGCUGGACAUGCUCACCAAAAUGAUGGCUCUCGAGUUGGGACCGCACAAGAUACGAGUAAAUUCUGUCAACCCGAUUGUCGUAUUGACUGAAAUGGGUAAAAUGGCCUGGAGUGACCCAGCCAAGGCUGGCCCAAUGUUGAGUAGGAUCCCACUGCAACAAUUUGCAGAGGUUGAGCAUGUCAUCCAACCAAUACUCUAUCUACUAAGUGACAAAGCCCAAAUGGUCAACGGCACAACCCUUGGCAUAGAGGGUGGAUUUUGGAGCUGCUAAAUUGUCGUCGGACACAAACAACACUUUCGGUUUCAGCCAGGGUACUUUGAGUAGAGUAUACAGUGCUACAGGUAGUGACAUGCUAGGAGUUAUGCUAUAUACAGCCUAGGGUGUGAGGGGAUGACUAUGAUCAGAGAGGGUGUGAAGUAAACAUGAUAUGAUACAGCAUUGAUUUCAAGUAAAUCUAGCAUUUGAAGAUUAGUCGUUCGAUGGUUAUAUCAAAGAGCCUAUAUUGAUAUCAAUGUAGGCUCUUUGGUUAUAUCAGUAACGAAUAAAAACAUUUGUUUUUAUUCUCUCCUGUUUAUAUAUUAAGCACAAUGAAAAAGCAUAUAACUUUUUACAAUUUCCUUAGAGGAAUAAAUGCUCCUGUAGAAAACAUGUGACACUAAAACUGAAAUUAAUCAUGACGAUGAUAGUUUUACGAUUUUUACAUGUCUUCGUAAUAUUAUUUUAGUGAUGUAUGUAUUUAUACAUCAGGAGUAGAUAAUAGGCUACUCUAUUAUCUACUCCUGUUAUACAUACAGUCGGCACUAUAUUUUCCUGCUAUGUGUAAUUACGGCUUUGAAUAAAAUGAGUAAUAAUAUUUGUAUAAUUAAAUUCUUGGUAAAUAUA
Molecule: messenger RNA, 1548 nt
Organism: Priapulus caudatus
Lineage: Eukaryota; Metazoa; Priapulida; Priapulimorpha; Priapulimorphida; Priapulidae
Product: L-xylulose reductase-like
Exons: 7
Coding region: 1-936 (311 amino acids)
Biological process (GO): glucose metabolic process; xylulose metabolic process
Molecular function (GO): carbonyl reductase (NADPH) activity; L-xylulose reductase (NADPH) activity
Source: RefSeq, a predicted model, not a curated record